ACUUGAGUUACAAAGAGACUUUCCCUAUCGUCUCCAUCUCUCUCUCAUCUGCGACGUAGAUUCAUCACCACCAAAAUCGCCGCCAUGUUGAGACAAGCUUCUCGCCUCCUCUCCCGAUCCGUCACCGCCGGAUCCUCAAAAUCGACGACGGCUCGUGCCUUUUCAACGGAAGUUCCGUCGACGAUCGAUUCGACGUUCGUGGAGUCAUGGAAGAAAGUCGCACCGAACAUGGACCCGCCCCAGACUCCUUCCUCGUUCAUGAAGGCUCGUCCGACGACUGCGUCUUCGAUUCCGACGAAGCUCACCGUCAAUUUCGUCCUCCCUUACGCAUCUGAGCUUUCCGGGAAAGAGGUCGACAUGGUCAUCAUUCCAGCGACAACAGGACAAAUGGGUGUUUUGCCUGGACACGUUCCAACCAUCGCUGAGCUGAAACCCGGUAUCAUGUCCGUUCACGAAGGCACUGACGUGAAGAAAUACUUCGUGAGCAGUGGUUUCGCGUUUCUCCACGCUAAUUCCGUGGCUGACAUUAUCGCGGUUGAGGCCGUGCCGCUUGAGAACAUUGACGCUAGCCAAGUCCAAAAGGGUUUAGCUGAGUUCACACAGAAACUUGCUUCUGCAUCAACGGAUCUUGAGAAAGCAGAAGCACAGAUUGGUGUUGAAGUCCACAGUGCUAUGAACGCAGCUCUCUCAGGCUAAGACAAUGUUCACUCUCCUUCUUUCUUCCAAGUAAAAGAAAAAGAAAAUCAUUUUGCUUUUCAAAUGAUUAGUGAAAGUCCCUUAACUGCAAAGGAUGGAAUAAAUAAGAGACUAACGUUCCUCUUUGUUUUAUUUGGGUUGGACUUUGUUUGAAUAAAUGAUUUUGUUGAGUACACAAACCAACAUAAAGUUUAUUAUACUCAUAUUUUCUCCUUGUUUGUUUUGGGAAAUUAUGUUCCCGAAUUUAUAAAUGCUUUCCAUUUCAGACAUCA
Molecule: messenger RNA, 968 nt
Organism: Raphanus sativus (radish)
Lineage: Eukaryota; Viridiplantae; Streptophyta; Magnoliopsida; Brassicales; Brassicaceae
Product: ATP synthase subunit delta', mitochondrial
Exons: 2
Coding region: 85-696 (203 amino acids)
Biological process (GO): proton motive force-driven ATP synthesis
Molecular function (GO): proton-transporting ATP synthase activity, rotational mechanism
Source: RefSeq, a predicted model, not a curated record